This is a messenger RNA of Cutaneotrichosporon cavernicola, 675 nucleotides long. RefSeq lists its product as uncharacterized. The transcript is spliced from 6 exons. NCBI's taxonomy places the organism in Eukaryota, Fungi, Basidiomycota, Tremellomycetes, Trichosporonales, Trichosporonaceae. The record is from RefSeq and is a predicted model, not a curated record. Bases 1 to 675 code for a protein of 224 amino acids.
AUGGACAACAUUCUCAACUACAAUCAGCCUCAGCAGGGCCAGAACCCCGAACGCAGUGGUCAGCAGGGCGGCGACCUCGCUGGCGGCCUCAUGGGCUUGGCCUCCCAGUUCAUGGGCCAGAGCGGCGGUGGCUUCGACAUCAAGUCGCUGCUCGCCGGUGCCAACAUGCAGAACGGCAACCCGCAGGACCUCCACAAGCCGAUGACCAACGUCCUCGGAGCUAUCCAGACCGUUCAGAGGCCCGACGCCGAAAUCAACGAGAGCGCCGCCACGUCGGCCCACGCCGCAGCUUACCCUGAUGGCCAUGCCAACUACGACAAGGCGGGCCAGCUCAGCACGGAGAGUAUGGGUGCUGCGGCUGCCAUUGAGGCGUUCAAGGCGUUCGCUGGUGGUGGCACGCGUGUGGCUCAGGAGGGCCCAGGCAACCAGAGCCUCAUCUCCAAGCUUCUCGGCAUGGCCAUGUCCGAGGCCGUCAAGCUCUUCCAGAAGUCGGGCGGCACGGCCGACAACGGGUCUGAGGCGGAUGUGAUGACCAGCGCCGGCCAGACCAUCAUGAAGCUACUCAUCCAGAACCAGGUGCAGGGUGCGCUCGGCGGCGACCACGGCAGCGGAGGAGGAUACGGCGCCAACGUCGGCCAGAUCAUGAACCUCGCCUCCAAGUUUAUGGCCAAGUAA